This is a messenger RNA of Orcinus orca (killer whale), 2058 nucleotides long. It is a transcript of the gene LITAF, whose product is annotated as lipopolysaccharide induced TNF factor. Gene Ontology annotation, biological process: regulation of cytokine production. Bases 74 to 559 code for a protein of 161 amino acids. The transcript has 4 exons. The record is from RefSeq and is a predicted model, not a curated record. Gene Ontology annotation, molecular function: zinc ion binding. Lineage: Eukaryota; Metazoa; Chordata; Mammalia; Artiodactyla; Delphinidae.
CGCCCGCCAGCCCGCCAGCCUGUACCGCCAGCUCAGACCUCCCGGCUCGACUGGCUGCGCGGGCGGCGGUAAAAUGUCUGCUCCAGGAUCCUACCAGGCGGCUGCUGGACCUUCCUCGGUGCCAACUGCGCCCCCAUCCUAUGAAGAGACAGUUUCUGUUAACAGUUACUACCCCACACCUCCAGCACCCAUGCCUGGGCCGACCACGGGGCUCAUGACGGGCCCAGAUGGGAAGGGCAUGAAUCCGCCUGGGUACUACACCCAGCCAGUGCCCGUCCCCAAUGCCAAUGCAAUUGCUGUGCAGACAGUCUACGUGCAGCAGCCCAUCUCCUUUUUCGACCGCCCAGUCCAGAUGUGUUGUCCUUCCUGCAACAAGAUGAUCGUGACUCAGCUGUCCUAUAAUGCCGGCGCCCUCACCUGGCUCUCCUGCGGGAGCCUGUGCCUGUUGGGGUGCGUCGUGGGCUGCUGCUUCAUCCCUUUCUGUGUGGACGCCCUGCAGGAUGUGGACCACUACUGUCCCAACUGCAAAGCUCUCCUGGGCACCUACAAGCGUUUGUAGGACUCAGCCAGACCUGAAGGGAGCCGUGUGCUGCAGGAAGGCCUUUCCGACUCUCACCCAGCCCCACCCCUGGUGAAGGCUCCAUUUUGGUGGUCUCAUCUCUCCAGGGUCUCCACCUUCGUGUCUUCUCUUGGGGGGAAAAUGUCGCAAAAAUAACACACCUCCAAACCCCAGAAAUUGCUGCUUGGUGUCGUGCACAGGACAUGCAAAGACAUUCUCCUUGAGUGCUGGUUCAAGGGUUUCCUGCCUCCCCGUCUGUGACCCCAAGUCACCCCAUCCAGCUGUGACCAUUGUCCUGAGUAUCUUCUGGUGAUUUGCCACUGAUUUUUUGGCCUCAGUGGGCCUUUCUCUUGGUGGUCUCAAACUGAGAAGCCCCAGAUUGCCUUAGUUUUUAAACUGUUCUGGCCCUAGAACGGCUGAACCAACCUUUAGUGCCUACCGUCCUAGCCAUCUGUUUCCACUUCUGAUGACAAAAAUCUUGCCUUACAGUCUAAGGGCUUGGCUCUCAGAUUCUGUAACUGCAGGCCUUUAAAUAGCACACAAAUUCACUUUAAUUUCUUAAUUCAUUUUUAAGUACAGGGAGGGGUUAUUCACACCCAUCAGACGCAUAGCCAUGAGGUCAUAAACGCAGGCUAGGAAUAGAAGGCUGGGUCUUUUCACUGAUCUGCCUUCUUUGGACCAGAUCCUCAGCCACUUUCCACAAAGAGCUUUUUUUUUGGUAGAGGAAUUGUUUGUAUUAACAGUUUUUGUGACCUCCUUUUGGUCUUAAACACCUUUGAACAUAAUUUUGAAAGGAGGGAUUUAUCGAACUGUUAUCCCUAACCAUAUGUAUGACUGGUAUCAUUUUCCCAUUUGCCAAUGCACUCUCACUUUUUUUUUUUUUUUUUCUUAACAGAAAAAGUAACGGGGAUAAUUUCGUCUACUGCCUUUACUUGGGUUUAGUGUUGUUCCUAAAGACCUCCAUAAUGGAACUCUUAAAGCGGGUCCCCUUUUGGGUUCCUGGUGGAUAUGUGGAAAGACGAAGGAAAGCGUGUUUGAGCACGUCUGAGUGUCAUGGUGCUGAAAAGUGUGGGGACCUGACUGUUUCAAAGGCAUCUGAAGUCUGGAUUUUAUUUUUCAGAAAUCAAUUUGUUGUAUAACAUCUGAAGACAUGAUUUCUAGGACUGAAGCAGCAAGCCAGAGUUCUCUGUGCGCUGCCGUGUCAUCUUUGAAAUCAAGACAAAGCCGGGCUCGACUUUCAAGAGUCCCCAUUUUGAUACUAAAUAGGCACAGGGAAUGCAUGUGAAUAAUAUUAUGUAGAAAUCAAGCCUAGGCCUUGAACGAAAAUCUGUAUAUUGGUUCAAAAUUAUAGUCAUAACCCAUUGAUUCAGCUUAUUCGUUUGAUGUUUCGGAAGUUCCAGUAAUUAUUUUUGCAAUGACUAUGGAUACUACAUAGUACUUUGGUGUUAUCUGCUUUUCGAAAAUAAAGUCUUCUGUUCACUCUGUGAACUAUUCAUCAA